This is a messenger RNA of Magallana angulata, 6801 nucleotides long. Its product is annotated as chromodomain-helicase-DNA-binding protein 1-like. Gene Ontology annotation, biological process: nucleosome organization; regulation of transcription by RNA polymerase II. The record is from RefSeq and is a predicted model, not a curated record. Bases 363 to 5828 code for a protein of 1821 amino acids. Gene Ontology annotation, cellular component: nucleus; chromatin. Gene Ontology annotation, molecular function: DNA binding; ATP binding; ATP hydrolysis activity. Lineage: Eukaryota; Metazoa; Mollusca; Bivalvia; Ostreida; Ostreidae. The transcript has 40 exons.
AUGCAUCGUUACGAAUAACUCGUCAGCAGCCAUAUUUGUUGAUUAUCGUCUGAGAAGCUUCUGAUAAAGAAAUAUGUAAACAAUGGAGGAUAGAGUGAUGAAAACGACCUAAAAUUGUGUUCAGUUCGAUUUUUGAUAGUUUAUGCGUAUCUUGGUUUGCAUUUAAACAUGUUUUCCUUCGCGGUGCCGUAGUAACUUCACGUCUUCGUUUUGAAAAUGGAAAAGAACUUGGAAGACAAGCACAUGUAACAAAGGAACUCUCAUGACGUGAGCAUGACACGUGAUUAGAAAGGAAUUUUGUUCGAUUUUACCGCAGUGCAACCCGUAAGAGAAGCCAUGACACGGGCUAUGCACCAGUCAGGAUGAGCAAGCCUUCUAUUGAAGAUCCUGCUGACUUUGACAGUCCCCUCUUUGGACCAUUGAGUAAUGACAAAAGUCCAAAAGCAGGUUCCUCUAACAAAGAGAAUAAAGAUUCCAUAAAAAAGGAGAUAGAGAACAAUGCCAGUGGGUCUGGGUCGGACUCUGGAAACUCAAGUAGUGGUUCAAGCUCAGAUGAGAGCGACUCAGAAUCUGGGUCAAGGUCGGGUUCUAACUCGGAAACUUCAUCAUCAGAAUCGGAUGAUUCGGAGUCCAAUGAGAGGAGUGAGAGGAAGACGGCUUCCCACUUAGACGAUGACUCCCAGGAUACUCAGAGUACCAAUCUGUCCUCAAAGAGAGGCCGGCCACGCAAAUCUAGUAUCAAUGACAUCAAACAGAUUUUGCGGGAAAUGUCAGAUGAUCCUGACCUUUUGGGACUUAGACGAUCAGGAAGGGCGAAAAAAGAACCUGUUAGAUAUAAUGCUUUGGGUGACAGUGACACAGAUGAUAAGCCAAGAAGAAAAGGAGGAAGAAAGGGUUCAGAUGACUGGAAUGCUUCUGAUAGUGGCAGUGGUGAGAGUAGUGACGAUUACAAACCUUCCUCAAGGGCCUUGUCCAGGCCGGGAGGUAGAAGAAACUUGCGGGCCGCACCACCGAGGCGAGGCAGACAGGCCACCAGUAAUCUGAGCGAUUCAGAUGAGUCCAACAGUGAGGAGGAUACUCGCAGUUCUAACAGGAUUUACUCCAACAAAAAAAUCAGACGUGACUAUACCACAAGAAGGAAAGGAACUAAGAGUAAAGUCAGUUACAAGGAAGACUCGGACGACCAGACGGACUCGGAUGAUAUUAUUGAGGUCACACAGGAUCAGAUGGAGGCCGAGGAGGAGGACGAUAAUAAGGAGAUCAUAGAGAAGGUGCUGGACGACCGGAUCGGACGUGUCACAGCAACAGGAAGCAAAACGACCAUAUAUAAUGUACAAGACAAUGGAGACCCUAACGAUGGAGUGAACCCAGCCACCGAGGAGACGGAGAAGCAGUUCCUGAUCAAGUGGAAGAACUGGGCACACAUCCACAACACCUGGGAGUCAUAUAAAACACUGAAGGAACAGAAAGUCCACGGUCUGAAGAAGCUGGACAACUACAUCAAAAAGCAGGACGAGAUCAGAGAGUGGAAAGAUCAAGCAACGCCUGAAGAUAUUGAUUAUUUUGAAUGUCAGCAGGAAAUGGUACAGGAGUUGUACCAGCAACAUAUGCAUGUGGAAAGAAUUAUUGCUCACUCAAACCAAAAAAUGGCCAAUGAGAACAAUGGUUACCCAGAUUACCUUUGUAAGUGGGAAGGUCUUCCAUACUCGGAAUGUACAUGGGAGGAAGGCGAGCUUGUGUCACGGAAAUUUCAAGUGUUAGUGGAUGAGUACAAUGUACGAAACAAGUCGCAGAGGACCCCCACUCCAGCCAAAUAUUGCAAAGCCCUUCGAUACCGUCCAAAGUUCGCACCAUUGAAAAAUCAGCCUUCAUUCCUGGGUGGAGAAAAUAAUCAGCUUGUGUUGAGGGAUUAUCAGUUAGAUGGUGUUAAUUGGCUCAUGCAUACAUGGUCUAAAGAAAACAGUGUGAUAUUAGCAGAUGAAAUGGGCCUUGGGAAGACCAUUCAAACCAUAGGAUUUUUAUCAAUUUUAUACAAUACAUUCCAAGUGUAUGGACCUAAUGUGUUAGUUGUACCUCUCUCCACCAUUGCUGCUUGGCAGAGAGAAUUUAAACUCUGGGCUCCAGAAAUGAAUGUUGUGAUAUACUUAGGGGAUAUAAGUAGUCGAAAUAAGAUACGGGAACAUGAAUGGUGCCACAGUGGAAACAAGAGGUUAAAGUUCAAUGUGUUGGUUACAACCUAUGAAAUCCUCCUGAAAGACAAGUCUUUCCUGGGCAGUGUGAACUGGGCCACCCUGAUUGUGGACGAGGCCCAUCGGCUGAAGAACGACGAUUCUCUCCUCUACAAGACUCUUUUUGAAUUUAAUUCCAACCAUAGACUUCUGAUUACGGGUACCCCUCUACAGAACUCCCUCAAAGAACUGUGGGCUCUUCUCCACUUCAUCAUGCCAGACAAGUUUUACAAGUGGGCUGAUUUUGAGGAGAAACAUUCAUCUGCUCAGAAGACAGGGUUUGUUAAUUUGCACAAAGAGCUGGAAUCCUUCCUGUUACGUCGUGUAAAGAAAGAUGUGGAGAAAUCUCUACCAGCCAAGACGGAGCAAAUUCUACGAGUAGAGAUGUCGUCUAUACAAAAACAGUAUUACAGGUGGAUAUUAACAAAGAACUAUAAAGCAUUAAGUAAAGGACUGAAGGGUAAUGUGUCCAGUUUUGUGAACAUAAUAAUGGAACUGAAGAAGUGUUGUAACCAUUCUCAGCUGAUCAGGCCCCCAGAGGAAGAGUUCUCUGACAGACUUGCUUCUCUGGUCAAAGGAAGUGGCAAAUUAAUUUUGCUGGAUAAACUAUUAUUAAGGCUCAAGGAAUCUGGUCACCGUGUCCUGAUUUUCUCCCAGAUGGUUAGAAUGCUGGACAUCCUGGCAGAAUAUCUACAAAUGAGGCAUUUUCAAUACCAAAGAUUAGACGGGUCGGUGAGGGGAGACCUCCGGAGGCAGGCCAUGGACCACUUCAAUGCCGAGGGAUCAGAGGACUUCUGUUUCCUUUUGUCAACUCGGGCUGGGGGUCUCGGGGUUAACUUAGCCACUGCCGACACAGUCAUUAUUUUUGACAGUGACUGGAAUCCUCAAAAUGACCUGCAGGCUCAGGCUCGAGCUCACAGAAUAGGGCAGAAAAAUCAGGUGAGUGUGUACAGACUGGUCACCAAGAACAGCGUGGAGGAGGACAUAGUGGAGAGAGCCAAAAGGAAAAUGGUGCUGGAUCAUCUGGUCAUCCAGAGAAUGGACACCACAGGCCGGACCGUGCUCAACCGGGGCAUUCCUUCCAGUAAUUCUACCCCAUUCAACAAAGAUGAAUUGACUUCCAUUCUUAAAUUUGGUGCUGAAGAAUUAUUUAAAGAAAAUGAUGAAGAUGAGGAUGAACCACAGGUGGAUAUAGAUGAAAUUCUAAAGCGAGCUGAAACCAGAGAAGUGGAGGAAAAUAAUACAGGUGUAGGGGACGAGCUGCUGUCUCAGUUUAAAGUGGUCAGCUUUGACAACAUGGAGGAUGAGGAAAUAGAACAAACACCAGGGACGAGGACCGAGGAGGAAGACAAGUCCUGGGAUUCCAUCAUCCCUGAAGCAGAUAGACGAAAAAUAGAGGAAGAGGAGGAACAGAAACGCUUGUUAGAACUUAACCUCCCUCCACGAUCCAGGAAAUCACUGCAACAGCCUCAGGUUGGUGAUGACUCAGAUGACAAUAGCAGGAGAAAAGGUAAAAGGAAUGUGGAUGAUGAAGACAGCGAAGAAGACGAUGAUGAUGAUGAAGAUGAUGAUGACCAGCCAAGGAAACGUGGUAGACCAAAAAUGUCCAAGACAUCAGUUCGGGGCUUCAAUGACUCUGAAAUCCGACGCUUUAUCAAAAGCUUUAAAAAAUUUGGAAGACCAAUGACAAGGUUGGAUGCAAUCGCCUGUGAUGCUGAGCUUCAAGAGAAAUCAGAGAGUGAUCUCCAGAGGCUGGCAGAAAUACUGAUCAGAAACUGUGAACAAGCCAUAGAGGAGGCCAAGAACAAGACAGAGCAGGACAAUAAUGAAGGAGGUAAGAAAGGUAACAGGGGUCCCUCUUGCAAGAUUUCCAGUGUCUCUGUCAACGCCCAGGCAAUUGUGAAGGCGGGGCAGGAGCUAGAGCCCUUGGCAGCAGCUAUCCCUGCUGAUGCUGAUGAGAGGAAGAGAUACCAGCUACCAUUCAAAGCCAAGGCUGUACACUGGGACUGCAUCUGGGAUGUAGAGGAGGACUCCAACCUUCUGAAGGGCAUCUAUGAGUAUGGACUGGGUAGCUGGGAGGCCAUUAAAAUGGACCCCAGCCUUCAGCUUCAUGAUAAGAUUCUGCCUGAUGGAAUUGAUCUGAAACCACAAGGAAAACACUUGGCUACACGAGCUGAUUAUCUCCUGAAGGUGCUAAAGAAGAACUCAAGUCAGGAGAAUGGAGGGGACACGGUGUCCACAGGAUUGGGCAAGCCUAGGAAGAAGAGGAAGGGUAAACCCAAGACGACGGCCGAGAUAAUAGAGAAGGACUUCAGUGAUUCCGAGGAAGAUUCCCGUGCUAAUUUUAACAAUAAUAGUGCUAGAGAAGAGACCAGUCGUGAUAGCUUUUUUGAUCAACAUAAGAAAAAGAAAAAGACUUUAAAGCCGGACAAGAUUCCAGAGGAGGAAGAUACACUUACAAGGGAUUCUGUGGAUAUAAAAAAGAAAAAGAAAAAGGCAGCCAAAAAGUCCAAGCAGAAUGAUGCAAUGCAUUUCACUGCUGGAGCGGUACCUGUUCCGGUAGCUCUGGAAUCCGAGUUCACCGGGGAGCUACCAGCCGAAGUUUUUUCAAAGUGCAAGGAGAUGAUGCGGCCAGUAAAAAGAGCACUAAAACGCUUGGACAACCCCGAUGAGGGAAUGUCAGACAAAGAGCAGCUGGUACACACUCGUCAGUGUCUUCUGAAGAUCGGGGACCGGAUCAAUGAGUGUAUGGGUCACUACAACGACCCUGAGGUCAUCAAGCAGUGGCGCAGUUUUCUGUGGAUUUUUGUGUCCAAGUUCACCGAGUUUGAUGCUAAGAAGCUCCACAAGUUGUAUAAGCAUGCCUACAGGAGGAGAGAGGAGGAGCAGGAACACGAGGGUGGUAACAACAAACCACAGUCAUCGGAAAAACAUGGGAACCAUGUGGAAAAGCAUGGGGAGGGUAAGAAACACAAACGGCCCCCAGAGUCCGGGGAUGGAGGCGAGAAAGCGGCCAAGAAAGUCCAGCUUGAGCACCGGCCCAAGGAUCACAAAAGUUCUGCCUCUGUAAGUAACGGUCCCCGUCAUAGUGCCAGCACCAACAGCUUAACUCACAAACACAGUGUCCUUGAUUCUAGUCACGACUCCAACUCUAACGAUAGGUGGACUCAUGCUAGUCCCUUAGCACGGGCCGAAGAUCAACCUAGAACUAGGUAUGAGAACAGUUCCAGUGCGUAUGGGCGUUCGCAGCAUUAUCCAGAGAGGAAUUACCAUGGCAAUGACCCCAGGUUUGGGGACUCACACCAUAGGUUCAACAAUGAUCGGCGAGAGUAUUCUUCCAGUCAUGCAUAUCAUCGCGAUCGAGGUGAUCAUUCAUCAUCAAGUUACCAUUCUCAUCACGAUCACCACGGUAACUACCGAUCAGAUCACCGUGGUGACCGGCGUCCUGACUAUGGACAGUACGGUCACCGCGACUAUGGCAGCAACCGUCCCGAUAGUAGUAGUUACCAGUCUCAUACAGACAGGAAGCGUAAAGGGGACCCAAUCACAGACCGGAGAUCUCAGAAAGACCCUCGACUCCAUGAGGACACCAGCCGGUAGUAACUCCUGUUGGGUCCCACCUCCCUCAUCAGUCACCCCCCAACAUUACAGGGCAGGGUCUCCCGUUCAUCUCCCGGGUUCAGUCUGCCGUCACCCUCCUCACCACAGCUAGAGCGGGCAUUGUGAACACCCCAAUCUGGACUGAUUUCUCAAACCACACUGCCUCAUCUCACAAGAUCAGUGUGUUUUAGUGAUGAAAGACACAUUCUGGUAAAUGUGAUGGACUAAUUCACAGCUGACAUCUAGGACCUGUGAUCUGUACCAACAGAAAAGUGCUUGUUUUAUUAGUGUGUCCUUGUUUUUGCUUGUCAAGCAUUAGACUACAGUCUAAAACCAUUUUAACUUUGCUGUUUUAUUCAUGUGUCUUCGUUCCUUGUUUCCCCACUUCUAAGUGCAGCUGGUCUCAUAAAGACUUACAAGGACAUAGGUUUUAUGUAUCGAGUGUUGGUGAUCACUUGGUAUGGUGUUCCUUUUAUAUCAGUGCUAUUAUCUCCUACAUACAUGUACAUGUAGGUCUCUCGCGAUCAGGUCUGAUAUCUUUCAAUCACACACAAAAAAACUAUUGGCGAUUAUUUCUUUCUCAGCAGCAAGUAGCAACAAAUUCUUCAAAGUUGUACACCUUCUUAUAUGAGCAAGGUUAAGUUAUUUUUAGACAUAUUCAAUUACGCAGCCCAGUCAGUGGCCAUUUUAAGAGCACUAAUUAAAGAUAAUUUGCGUAGUGUGUAUUCUUAUUAGGGAGUAUGAGGACUACGUGUGUGCUAUCGGAGCUGGUCUGGUUGUACAAUGUACCAGUGCUGUGUGCCUGUAGCUGUAUGGUGAGAUCAAGUCUGUGAUAAUGUUCAGCCAAGGUUUAUGUGUUCAGUUGUCAAAGAAUGAGUCAAAUCAAUUCAUCUAUUAUUUGUACAUAUUCAUUUUAUAUGUAAAAUAAAAAUACUGUACAUGUAUGAAAUGAAAUAAUUAAAAAACUGGCAAA